UAGCAACAUUAGCCACGCUCCGGCAACAGUUGCGAAGAAACCUUGGCAACGCCUCCUAAUUAUGAUUCCUUAGCAACGUUAACCACGCCCCUAGCAAUGAUUGCUUAGCAACGAAGCUUUACAAAUCGCACAUGACAUUUCAUAAUCGUUAUUAAUUUUUUUGUUUUAGGACACCACAGAAUCAUUCACGUUCUCCACAACUCAGAACAACCUGCGUCAGUAUUUGCAACCCUGGAGUCAAACAACAAAACAGUUUCCUUGAUAGCCGACGGGUUGUUUGAUCUGUUGAUGAUGAAGCUGAGCAACAUCUACGAGGUGAAGAAGCACAUAAAGAUCGAAUCCAAGGGUCCCAGGUUCGAAGUCGGGGACUUUUGCGUGAAAUUGGGCAGCGUGACCAUGACCCAGAAUUUUAAGGGCAUCCUCGUGGAAGUCGAGUACAGACCCUGCGUUGUACCUGCCAUGGCCUGGGAUCUCAUUAGGGAAUUCUUGCAGGGCUACCUUGGGUGCACCAUCAGCAAUCAAGCGCCCCAAUUCUUGCAGUCACGGAUGAAUGACAUUUAUCAGCCCACGGAUACCAUUGCUCAAUAUCUCGAGCACUUUGGACAGUACCGAAAAGCUACUGGAGUCAUCUAA
Messenger RNA from Cotesia congregata, 633 nucleotides. The record is from the annotation of a GenBank genome assembly. NCBI's taxonomy places the organism in Eukaryota, Metazoa, Arthropoda, Insecta, Hymenoptera, Braconidae.